AUGGCCAAGCCACUCCUUCAUGAAAGCGAUGGACUUCUUAAUCCAAACAGUAACAUGGAUAGAUUCGUCGGCAAUGACAGCAAGGAGAGCACCAAGAAGAUGGACGAUUGGAAGGUCACUCUUAUUAGUGGCUCAUGUGCUUGUACUGCUGUUUUUGUCGUCAAUCUCUGCUUCACCAUCUGGUCAAGCGUGAGCCUCAAAGACAUAGAGGAUAGCACAGGGACGAGUCGAAGAAUCAUGUACGAGGGUUCCUGUUCGACAACCCGCAACAUGAGUCUCGUGAUUCACCUUAUCAUCAACGUCUUCGGCUCGGUUCUUCUUUCUGCCAGCAACUAUGGGAUGCAAUGUCUUUCAACACCCACCAGGGCCGAUGUUGACAGAGCCCAUGCAAAAGGGAAAUGGGUAGACAUUGGUAUACCCAGCUUCCGUAACUUGUGGAAGGUCUCCUUAUGGAGAGCAGUACUUUGGUGGCUGCUGGUUCUGUCAUCGGUGCCACUUCAUCUCUUGCUCAACUCUGUCGUCUACUCUUCCCUAUCAGCAUAUUCUUAUGAGACCUUUAUCUUCGAUAGAAACCUCAAUUUAGUCGAAACCAACAACGGACUUAGAUGCAGAUUGAACUUUGACAUCUCCCUUGCGUCGAUUGUUCUUGUUGUAAACUUGGUCAAGGCGAUUGUACUUGCAUUUAUUGUUAUUCGGCCACCAAAAGAACCUCUAUUCGUCCUCGGAGAUGCCAUUCAGUCAUUUAUGACUCGACCAGAUGAGAACCCUCGCGGAAGUUGCUUAGCAUCUGCGCGCACUGUCCGCAACGGCCUUUUAGACAAGCCGUACCUUGUGCAUACAGCGCCUAAAAGACGCGGAGUUGCCGUUACCUACACGCGGUGGUUCUUCAGCCUCGUCAUGUAUGGAGUUGCAUUUGGUGUUAGUUGCUGGCUUCUGGCUUAUGGCAUCAACCAUAUAAAUGGUCCUACCGACUUCAAGAGCCUCUGGGGAUUGGGAUUUGGGACCGCAAACCAACUCACCCUGAUACAAGGUGACACGGGCUUUGCAAACAAACUGCAGGAGGAAACCCAGAAUAUUUUCCUCAAAGUUCUCGUUUCCAACCUUCCUCAACUUAUCUUCUCGAUUUUGUAUUUCCAAUACAACAGCCUCUAUACAUCCAUGGCUGCCGCAAAGGAAUGGAGCGAUUUUGGCCACAAGCGACGUCCAUUACGCGUUUCUUCCAGCCCGAGAGGUCAGCAACGCUCUCGGUACUUUCUUCAACUCCCCUACCGUUACAGCAUUCCGCUCAUGCUAGUGUCAAUCCUGGUACACUGGCUACUGUCGCAAUGCAUCUUUAUUGUCAUUGUUGAAGAAUACAAAAAGGUAGCGACAGAAUUUAAGUUUCGGGGAACUACGUCAACCUGUGGGUAUUCACCAAUCGCCAUCAUCUGUGUUGUUAUUACCUCUGGUCUUAUGGCUGCCGCGGUAAUUAUUACAGCUCUCCGUCGACUACCAACUGGUAUGCCUGUGGCUGCGAGCUGCAGUUUGGCGAUUGCGGCUGCUUGUCGUCAGCCAGACGGUGCCUUGCAUUCUGAGGAGGCAUCAAUACUACCUCUACAGUGGGGUGUUAUGACUAUCGAAAAGGAAUGGUCUGCUGGAGAGAUAAUAAAACAUCAUUGCGGGUUCUCUCAUGAGCCUGUUCGGAAGCCGGAGUGUGGGCGUAUCUACUGGUAA
Molecule: messenger RNA, 1713 nt
Organism: Fusarium pseudograminearum CS3096
Lineage: Eukaryota; Fungi; Ascomycota; Sordariomycetes; Hypocreales; Nectriaceae
Exons: 4
Coding region: 1-1713 (570 amino acids)
Source: RefSeq, a predicted model, not a curated record